AUGCGGACAUCCAAGAUCUCUCAGGAGACCACGAGAAUAUUCAAUGCCUUGUCACCCAAUGCUCGCGCCGGACGAACGACCAGAAGCGCAAGUCGUAUCGCUUCGUUUGCGCUCGGAUACGAUGGAAGUGUUCAUGUGAAAGCAGAGGCAGAUGAAGAUGAGGAAGAAGGAUCCCAUUCGGGGACACCAGAUAUUGAAGAUGGUCUAUCGAACACUCCCGCGCGCUCCAGUCGGAAGAGGAAAUACGGUUCAAUGAUAGAAUCCACCGUCAAGACCGAACAUGAGACGGCAUGGAAAGCAUCGCCUCGAAAGAUCAAGAAAGAGACACAAGAAGAAGAAGACGACGAGGCAGAUGCGCCAGUAGGCCGCGCGAAAGCAAAGCCCAAGAUACCUGCCAGGAAAAGGACUGCUGCCUCGGGAGAAAUAGAGAUAGAGCCACCGUCAAACUGGGCCGAAAUGUAUGACACCAUCAAGGCCAUGCGGAAGCGAAACCCUACAGCACCUGUCGACACCAUGGGUUGUGAAGAUUUGUUCUGGCACUCGGCUCCGCCAAGGGAGAAGCGAUACCACACGUUGACCGCACUGAUGUUAUCAUCUCAGACCAAGGAUACAGUCACUGCAGCUGCCAUGCAGCGGUUACACACGGAGCUCGUUCCCCAACGACAGCCCGACGACGAUGGCAAAACACAACAAUCGACCUUGACGGUGGACAACAUGCUUGCCUGUGAUCCCAAGCACCUGGAUGAGCUGAUUGGGAAAGUCGGGUUUCACAACAACAAGACCAAAUUUAUCAAAAAGGUCGCCCAAAUCUUGAAGGAUGAAUAUGAUGGUGACAUUCCCGACACGAUCGAGAAAUUGGUCAAGUUGCCAGGAGUCGGUCCGAAAAUGGCAUAUCUGUGCAUGUCUGCCGCCUGGGGCAUCGACGAAGGUAUCGGCGUUGACGUCCAUGUACAUCGCAUCACGAAUCUCUGGGGCUGGCACAAGACGAAGACGCCAGAGGAGACACGGGCGUGGCUUGAAGGAUGGCUCCCUAGGGAUCGGUGGCACGAGAUCAACAAGAUGCUCGUGGGCCUGGGACAGACCGUGUGUCUGCCUGUCGGUCGGAGAUGCGGCGAAUGUGACCUCGCUGGCACGGGAUUGUGCAAGGCAGAAAUUCGAGGCUGGAAAGCGACAGAGAGGAGGGUCAAGAAAGAGAAGACGGAACUGAAGAUAGAAGGAGACCACGAGGUGGUGAAGAAGAAGGAAGAAGUUGAUCAAGUGAUCAAACUCGAAGAAGAAUUGGUAGGUUCAUGA
Molecule: messenger RNA, 1293 nt
Organism: Exophiala oligosperma
Lineage: Eukaryota; Fungi; Ascomycota; Eurotiomycetes; Chaetothyriales; Herpotrichiellaceae
Exons: 1
Coding region: 1-1293 (430 amino acids)
Biological process (GO): base-excision repair; base-excision repair, AP site formation; nucleotide-excision repair
Cellular component (GO): nucleus
Molecular function (GO): DNA-(apurinic or apyrimidinic site) endonuclease activity; oxidized pyrimidine nucleobase lesion DNA N-glycosylase activity; DNA binding
Source: RefSeq, a predicted model, not a curated record